UUUUUUUUUUUAAGAAACUUUGCACUGACUUUUGUCAAUGUGAACAGAUUCCAAAGUCUUCAAGGUUUUGUUGGUCCCGGACUUUGUAUGUCACAGCAGUUUCUAGUGUCUUGAAUGUGGCUUAAUUGGCCCCCAGAUGUGAGAACAAAACGGACCCUUUUUCAUUUAUCUGUAGAGAACAUGGACAUGUGCAAUUACAUUGUUGGAAUGUAUUGAUUUGGAGCCCUACGGACUUUUUUUUUUUUUAACCAGGGUUUUCUUUUUACAAUCGGCAAGAAUUUUGUAUGGAAUGUGCUGGGAAUCUGGUGGGGAUGUGUAUUUCCUAUUCACUCAGAGGUCCGAAACCCAGUGUGACAUUGUCUUUGCAGUAAAUUGUAUUUUCCCUGGAUUCUCUGCAUUACAGGCUGAGGAGUUGUAUCAAAACCUGGUGCUCUCAGCAGCAAUGCCUGCAUGCUACAUUGUCAUCUAUUGAUAAUAGUUUAUAGCAUGGCACCUAAAUAAGGGCAACGCCUUACAAAAGGUUGCAAAAUAAAAAAGAAGGGGGUUUUGGUAUGACUAAAUUAGUAACUCUAAAGUUUGUUUCAAAUGGGUUUCUCAGCAUUUGUGUGCUUUUUUUCUUUGAACUCUUGUUCCAUAUCCCCUCAAUUUAAUUGCUAAUGUAAAAUUUAGCUCUGGGGACAAUUUUUUACAGCCAUCAUGAGCAAGAAUGUCAUUCCAGAAGUGGUACCAGAUACUACUCUAUGUCUUUUCAUGGUGGCAUUAGUAAAAUAGUCUUAAUAGGGAAAAUAUAUUUGCAACUCUAUAUCCCCUUUACCCAAUCAGCUGCUACUGAAAUUCUCCUUACAUGUUUGACUCUUCUUGCCUCAAUGAAAAUUCACAGGAACAGAGGAGAGGUGAGUGGCAGUGAUACAAAAUAAUAGGUGCCAUCAGACACAAGUGUGUUUUAUGAGCUUGUGUCACACAAAACCUUAGGAAAUCACAAAUUAUGUUUAUCUUCUAUAUGCAUAGAAGCAAUCUACAAUUUUUCUAGUCUUCAAGGUAUCUGCAGGUGGGUCUGUCUGCUCUUGCUGAUUCAGUCUGAGCUAAGAGAUACAUCAGUAACCAUCUAGACUUUGCAGGGUUACUUUGGAUGGAUAGAGUUGUAUGAAAUUUCUUGUUGAGACAUGAAAGCAGAUGAAAUUCAGGUGGUUUUACUCUUUAGAGUGAUGUGAAUUUCUUACUAGUUCAGGAAAAGUAAGUGAAAGGGCUAGUCAGAGUGUCACAGAAGCGAUUAAAUUGUUCUUCCAGGUUCUGCUGAUACAGUAAGGGAAGGAAACCAUAGUUUCAGAAAGAAAGUAAAGCCCAAUUACCUCUGAGUAAAACUGGCAAUUUACUUUUUUACCUCUUUCCCCAGAGGAAAAGUGUUAGAACCAUAUUCUGUAGAACAGAUCUGUCAAGGAAAAAAAAAGAAAAAAGAAAAUGGGCUAAAAUACUCAAAUUUGUUUUAUGAGGCUUAAUUACAGCAUUAUAUUAGAUGUUUUCCAGCAUUGGGAGCAACAUUCCCCUAUGCUCCCUCUCAUCUCUGCAACUCAGGAACCUGCAGAGAACAAUAUCCCAUUACUUUCAAUUGCAGUUAUAUCUUCUAGUUAUGGAUAUGGUGCAAUUCCUUCACUUAAAAGGAGUUUUUGUUCACUUUCUAUCUUCACAUUUCAUCUCACAGAGGGGUGAUCACAGUGCAGUAGUGUCGAGGGUGCAUUUGGUGAGGUUUGCAGGUAUCGGAAGUAUCUUUGAGAUUUUUCAGGUUAGUUACAAGCUCUGGCAUUUUGAGCAAGGAAACAGAAGGAAAACCACGCAGCGAUGAGUAAUUUGCCAUUUCCCAAUAACCUUCCAAGCAGAACUGAGUGGGUUUUGCAUGGCUUUCACAAUUGCUUUGAAGAGCAUUCAAAUGCACCUCUCAUGUUGAAACAGCCUUGUACUGAGGUUUCCCACACAGCAGCCAGUGGUGUGUCCUAAGCAGUCCUCUGCAGGGCAUUCCCAGACUCACAUGUGAGAAUUUCGUGGUUGAACCGCUCCUGUUCCUUCCGUGCAGCUGCCAAACCAGUUGUUUUAGCUAUUGGCUUUCCCUUUUAAUCUUUGCUGCCUUGGUUACUCACGUGUCUUAAAGAAUGAAUGUUAUUAACUCGGAUGAUGACAGGAGCAAUGAACACAAACUUGUUUAAACUGGGCAUGUAAUUUGAAAAUUUUAAGAGGAAUCUUCAAGUGGGAGCAAGUUCUUCACCAGCAGUGUUGUAGAUUCUGUUAGCUCCUCAGUCCUUAUUUGAAAGCAGCAUUUCUAUAUUUUCUUCUCAAUCCGGUGUCAGAGAAAGGCUCCUCUGAGCUGAUAUAAAUUUACUACAAAUAGGGAAACAGGAGGGACUAUGAAAUAUGUGGCAUCUGCCUUGGGACAGUGCUAUGGAGGGAUGCAGUCACUGUCUGGUUCAGGAGGAUCUGCUGAAUAAAACUGCAAGUUUUCCCAUGUGCCAUAGCCCAUGAAAAAUUCCCUUUGGAAAUGCGAGACCUGUAGUAGAAGACCAGCUGUCACAAUGUUGUUUCACAUUAUAAUGCCAUAGGACAAGAACAGGAGAAAUAAAAAACGUGGACAUGAUGCUGGUUCUUUGCAAUAGAAGCGCAUUGUUAAAUAAUAUUCCAUUUGUCUUAGGAAUGGAUUGUGAUGAGGAAGGACAAAGUAGAAACAUCAGUUCUCUUUGCCACUCUUGAGAUACACAUUUCAUCCCCAUGGCAUUGACCAUAUCUACAUAGUUUGAAGUCUAAUUCUUAAUGAAAAAUCCCUUAGGCUCCCUGCAGCUGUGGGAAAGUUUCUCAUUAUGUUCUGCAGGGCUUAAUUUUCCAUGCAGGGCUGUUCAUGUUUUUAGUUCACAGGGAAAAAAAAUAAAAACCUUACUGAUGAGAGAUGUUGGAGAAAAAAGACUGAUGGUGAAAAUGCACUGAGCAAGAGCUAUCAAUCCUUGCUAGGAAAAAGACAUGGUUUCAGUGUGUCUGAAAUGGCAAAGGAAGCUGCCAUUCAUUGGAAUGUUAUUAAAGGGCUUUCUUUCCCUCUUAGUCCUCACACUGUGUCUUGGUGCUUGGGGGCUUAUUGUCCUCCCAUUUGGAAAUCAGUGCAGUACACAUGGUCCUUACUGCAUGCUUUGAGGGGUGGGAGAAGCUUUUUUUUAGUUUGAGGGUGGUAAAGGAUGAGCUUGCCCUUGUUUUCAGCAUCUUUUCUCUAAAAAGAAAAGAUUUUCUCUCACAUUGUAUUUGUGAGUUGACUUUGGCUCAGCUGCCAUCAGUGAUGGUUGGGUAGGAACCCAAAUCUAAGGCUCUCAGAACUGAAAAUACUUGAUACUUCCUUUUGGGUUUGAUAAAACUCUCCUUACAGUCUCUUUCUCUUAAUUAACUUAGGUUAAAUUAUGAGAUUACUUUAACAUUCCUUUAAAACCACCAUAAAAUAACAGACUUUGGAGUAGUUAUCACAGAAGUAAUGGAGAAAUAACAGUACUUCCUAUAGUAUUAUUUUUUAAAAUCUGUUAAAUAAUUUGAAGUGUUGGGCACAUUUUGCAAAGCUUAGGUAUUAAAUGGAGAACCUGUCCUUUGAAAACUAGUUUUGGUGAAUGGUGAGAGUAGUAAUUAAAAAAAAAAGAAAUAUAGUACAACCUCUGGAUACAGAGAUAAAAAGAAUAAGGCCAAGGCAGUCAGCUCUUGAAGAUCUGUUUCUGCUGUGUUGUACUAAGAAUGAGACAGAGUUUUAGUGCAAUUUAACAAUAAUUAAUCUUAAAUAAAUACAUUAUGGCAGCAUAAUUAAUGCAAGUCUAGGUAAAUAGGUAGUCAGGGUGAAUUAGAAUGUAGUACUACUGAAUGGACUGCUCAAGAUUUCAUUAACUAGAAAGACUAAAGAACCUGUUUACUAAGAAAAAUACCCUUUUUCCUAUACCGGUUGCUUUAGGUUGUUAAUUUGAGAAGCUGAUCAUUUUGCACCAUUAAUCAUAAUAAUUAGAGACAGAUUUAGUGAGCUUUAUUGCAGUUCUCAACUAGAUUAAUAGUUGUGUAAUCCAGUGUUUAUUAAUAUAAAUGAAGUAAAUUAGAAGCAUGACAUUAUAAAGAGGAGGAAGAAACUUCAGGAACUUUCCUGGAUCGCCUCAAAACUCCAUUAAUUUACAAUGGCAGGUUGUUCUUCAGUAGUUUGCUUUGUUUUGUUUCAGUCUCUUUUUCCUCCUGCAAUAAUAAUGCUGCCGUUCACACUGGUAAGAAUGUGUGUAAUGAUCUCUAAACCACAUUUACAGUUAUUGAGUAUCCACAGAUUUUGGUAUUCGGGUGGAGAUGGGAGUAGGGAAUUUACCAGCCAUGGGAAGUUGUGCCUUUGUGUUUAAUACAUAUUCUUAUCUGUGAGAUCAUGUUCUUCGUUCACCUGGAGGCUCUGAGCCAGGAUUGCCAGCAGGGUUUGGUGUGUCGGGAGACUCCCACCCCAUGUGGUGGCAGCAGUCUGUGUGUGAGCGUUGCCAUGCAGGGGUUUCAAACAAGGAAUCCCGUGGACAGCGAUGUCUCCUUGCUGCUGCUCUCAGGUAGGGAGGAGAGAGUGUUCCUUCUGCUGCCUCUGGCUCUGGGCUGCUUCACUUCAGAGAGGAGUUGUGAGUGAUGGAUUGGAGUGUGGAGGAGAGAGGUUUUCCCCAGCUCUAAAUUUUUCAUUCCUUUCCCGAGGCAGGCGCCUUCAGGAGUCUGUGUUUUCCCACUCUGGGGCUCACAGGGCAGAUUAAGGCUGGCUUGUAACAAAAUGUUCACUGGUGCUGACCCCUCCCUGGGGUUCUGCCAUGGGUCAGGGGGUCUGUGAGUGCUCCUGUGCCUGGGAAAUGCAGAUUUCCAGGGGCUUUAUUGAACUCGUGUGCUGAAGCACCUCCCUUUUGAGCCAUGUAUGUAGUUAAGGGGAAAACCUCAGGUUUAUUUAGGACUGGCAUCAGUUUCUAAUUAUAAACCUAAUGUUUCAACAUGUCCAGAAAGGAGAGGUUCUCCUGAUGGCUUGCUUGACCCUCGUUGAUUCCAUUCCAUCUUCUCUGUUUUAAAAUUACUUUUUAAAAUUUAGGAAGAAAAUAAUGAGAAGGUGAAAAGACUCCUGGUCGCUGAAAACAUCUGUAAAUUAAAAAUCUCCAUGGGCAUUUAGCAACUGGAGGAAAAUCUGCAUGUGUGUUGUGUGUUUUCUUAUGUCCUCCACCAAAACCCACUGACCAAACUGACCCCCAGGUUCCCAAGAGUUACCAGCAUUUUCUUCCUGAGAGACUUUUUCCUUUUGAAAGUAUCUCCUCUUUCCUUCUGAAAUGGAAGGCUUGUUUUUUGACAGGGCAGUUCUUGACCUUCUUUCACCUUUUUGUUUUGGAUACACCGGCUUAGCUUUGUAUUGAAAAUCACAUUGCAAAUCUAAAUAGUCACGGAAAACUUCAGAGCUCCCCGCGAGGAAAGCACCAGUUGCUGUACUCCUGUAUUUUGAACAGCAGCUCCUCACUAUGCAAAGCGCCAGACAGCAGUCGUGAAAAAGAUAAAAAGAUGGCCUAUCACAAAGUGAAUGCAGACCAGAGAGCACAGGGGCACUCUCCAUACCUUGACAACGAUGAGCUCCAAGCCACAGCGUUGGACCUGGAGUGGGACAUGGAGAAAGAGCUGGAGGAGCCUGGCUUUGACCAUUUCCGACUGGACAGCACAGCCCAGCACCACCUGGGGAACUCACAGAGCCCUGACCUCGACCUGGAGCCCAUCCAGCCCUCCUCUUCCCCAAAGGGAAGAUUCCAGAGGCUCCAGGAAGACCCUGACUACAUCUCCCACUACACGAGACAGGCACCAAAGAGCAACCGCUGCAGCUUUUUUCGGAUACUGAAAGUAUUUUGCACUGCUUUGAUUUUAUUUAUUUUUGGAAUUGUGAUAGGAUAUUAUGCACGCAAGAAAUGCCCUUCUCCCCCAACAUCUCAAAAACCAAAUAAUCCUCAGAUCUACCAUGAAAUUCUCAAGGAAAUCAAAGCUGAAAAUAUUCACCGGAUUUACAGAGAGUUGUUAGAGUUCCCCAGAGGUGAUGAUGCAGACCUUGCAGUGAAAAUCCUGGGUCGGUGGCGUUCCCAAGGCCUGGAAGAUGUCCGGCUGGUGAAUUACUCCGUUCUGCUUGACCUGCCAGGCCCUUCUUCAAACACAGUAACUCUGCAAAACACUGGGGAAUGCUUUUAUCCAAGUGGACAACGGUGCAGCACAGGCUCCAGAACACUUCACAGCCAAGACCUCCUGUACUCAUACGCAGCUUAUUCUGCCAAAGGAACUCUUGAGGCAGAGCUUGUUGAUGUCCAGUAUGGGACCAUGGAAGACCUGAUCCGGAUUCAAGCCAUCACUAACGUGACCAAAAAAAUUGCACUUUUGAAGCUCGGAAAAUCCCCUUUGCUUUAUAAGCUCUCUCUGCUGGAAGAUGCAGGGUUUGGUGGUGUUCUCGUUUACACUGAUCCUUGUGACUUGCCAAAGACUGCAGACCUUGCUGAUAAAGCUUUCAUGGUCUCCUUGAACAGCGGGGGAGAUCCAUCCACGCCUGGUUAUGCCAGUAUUGAUGGAAGCUACAGGCAAAAUCGACUGAACCUCACAACCCUGUUGGUGCAACCAAUUUCUGCUCUGCUUGCCAGAAAACUUGUUUCCCUGCCUGAGGACACUGCCCAAAAAGACAGGUGUACACCCCUCCAGCUGCCAGCUGCAGGCAAAAAAACAAUCAGUCUGAACAUUCAGUCUGUCACAACUUACAAGACAAUUUCUAACGUCAUUGGAUAUCUAAAAGGAGCUAUAUUUCCUGACAGAUACGUCGUCAUUGGUAGCCAUCACAGCACUUUGCAGGGUUAUGGUGGGCAAGGCUGGGCCAGCAGCACUGCUGUGAUCACAGCCCUGCUCCAAGCCCUGAUGCCAAAGGUGAGGAGGGGCUGGAGGCCUGACAGGACCCUGCUCUUCUGCUCCUGGGGAGGAACAGCCCUGGGCAACGUUGGCUCCUACGAGUGGGCUGAGGAUCUCAGGAGCGUUCUUCAAAGAAAUGUUGUGGCCUACAUCAGCCUCCACGAUCCAGUCACAGGCAACUCAACUUUACGGCCCGUGGCAUCCCCUUCUCUUCAGCAGCUGGCAGCAGAGAGCCAGAGCUUCAACUGUGUGGAAAAGGCUAGAUGUCCAGGAUCCAAUGUGAGUUCUGUGCAGAUACAGGGAGAUUCAGAUUAUUUCAUCAACCACCUCGGAGUGCCUGCCACGCAGUUUUCCUAUGAGGACAUCAGAGCAUCAGAGAAUUCCAGCUUUCUCUCUGAAGCUCUUUUUCCCGUACAUGCAACAAAAACUGAAGAGCUGGAUCCCUCCUUCAGCCUGCACGAGACCAUUGCAAAGCUAACAGGACAAGUGACUUUGCAAAUUGCCACUGAUCCAGUUUUGCCGUUUAAUGCCCUCGACAUCGCGUUAGAAGUUCAGAACAGUCUGAAAGGUGAUGAAGCAGGCGUCCCUCAGCUGCUGGCAGUGGCAUCACGUCUGAGGGACACGGCGGAGCUGUUCCAGUCGGACGAGAUGCGCCCGGCCAACGACCCUGAGGAGCGAGCUCCUGUCAGAGUCAGGAUGCUCAAUGAUGUGCUACAAGGCUUGGAGAAAAGCUUCCUGCUUCAGCAAGCUCCUCCAGGACUUUACAGAAAUAUUCUUUACAGACUGGAUGACAGGACCAGCCAGUUUUCAGUACUGCUGGAGGCACUGGAGCACUGCAAACUACAUCAGUCAAAUGAGACCGUUCAGGCAGCCUUGUCAGAGGUGCUGAACAGCAUCAAUUCAGCUCAGGUUUACUUCAAAGCAGGACUUGAUGUGUUUGAGACUGCCUUAGCUGGAAAGAAAUGAGAGGAUUCUCUGCAUUCUAAGACAUUUGUUUACAACUCUCUAAACAAAAUUUCAGCUUGGACCAGAAUUGCUCUGAGGAUCAAACCUUUCUCAGCCUUCCUUCAGCUGGCGCUUAAAGGUACUGCAACACGUGGUUUAAGAAAUGUAAAACAGUAUUUUGCACUGUUUACAAUAUAUCUCAAAUGCCUGUUCCUGAAUGUAUAAAACCUAAAGAGAGGGAAUAACACUUCAGAGAUGAUUUUUGGAAGGACAUCUGCUGUAUUUUUGUAUGUAAAAUAUGUUUUUAUGGCUAAGAGCUCAAUCAUGCGAAGUACCAAGCACGUCCUGCGACAUGCUGAAGCCCUGGCUCUGAGACACCCCAGAUGUGCACCCAGGGGAGAGUUCCUCUGUCAGAAAAACCUGGCUUGAGUUUCUUAAUGUUUUCAGCAAGCUCAUCUUCUUCCUUACUCCAUUCAGAGUAAGUAGUUGAAGGAUGUGGUGUUUCCAUGGGUAUCCAGCACCGGAGUGGAAAUGCACAGAACACCUUUACAGGUGCAAUCCAACACCUUUACUCCUGUGGAACAAUAAAUACCUCAGUUCUGAGAAUACAGAUAAACUUUGAUUCUUCCAUUUCUGUAUGAAAAUAAAGAGUUGUUUUCUCUGAUGUUUCUUGGAGAGGAAAUUUUUGUGAUGAUUUCAAAUUUGAAAAGUGUGAAUUGGUAAUUACACUUGCACAAAAAUCCUUUGAAUGUUUAUGUUAAAUGAAAGAACUGCCUAGUCUUUAUAAGGCUAGAGGCCUUAAAAAUUUUCACCAAACAUUGCUAAAAAAUCCCACUUCAAGGUCUCUGAACUUCCAGAGAGCUGUAAAUAAAAGCAAGACCUCCAAGUCCUGGGUAGAGUUUUGGGAUUCCAUCUCUCUUUGUCACACCACCUGCUAUUCCAGGCUGGAUUGUUCCAUCAGGCCUCACAUCUAGGACCUGGGUCAUUGUCAGAAAAGCACAAGGAAAACAUACAUCCAUUCUCUGCUGUAGAACCAGGAAUUCAAGUGUGGAGGCACAAGCUGGUGAAGCAUAUUGCAGAGCUGAAAUGCAAAUCUGCUUUUCCAUUGGUGGAAGGCUCUAAUCACACCAUUGCCUGUUGGCCAAAGUAAUCUGUGUGUGAAAGGAUCAAGAGGUUCAGUAUCCUCUGAGGGGAUGCUAUACCCAUUGGAGAACUGCAGGUCUUAAUAAUAUAAACAGUUGAAAUUGUUAAGCCCUAUUUGGGUUUUACAGUCUCAAAUGAUUCUAGGUUUAAUAGAGCUUAAAUAAUUAAUUUUAUAUAGAUACUUAGAAUUUAAAUAUAAUUUAUUUGAUGGAAAUGUUAAAUGUAUUGUUAUCCAGUUUGCCAUGUAAACAUUACAGGAACAUUUCAGGUUGGAAUGAAAAUGGAAGAAGUGUCUGUAUUAAUGUUUAAAAAUUGCCUUCAGGAAAAUUUCUGAGUGCACAAUUUGGUGAAAAACUUUAAAAAGUUCACAUAGCAAGAAAUGAGCUGUUUACAGAUCUGGGUUUCUGUUUCCAAAGGGGUCUCUCCAAGCAGUGGCCCAGGACUGGGUACCCACAGCUGUGCUGUUCCUACAUUUCUUCAUAAGGUAUGACUGAGCAGAGGCAGAGCUGUGAGUUGUACAGCAGCCUCUGCAGUGGGAACUGGUUCAGCACCAGUCAGUGGGACUGCCUGGACUCAAGACAUCAUUACCUCCUAGCUUUCCUUGGCAUCUGAUCAGCAAAGUUGAUGAUGAUUCUUUUGCUAAUGCUGGCAGCAGUUCUGUUUAGUGCAGAGAGAAUUUGACUUCUGGAGAAUAAUAUUGUUUAUGUAGGUUCACCAUCUUGUCUGUGUCGGUUUUAUUAUUGUAAGAUUUAAGUGGGUGGAAUAUCCACAUUUGAACUGUGCGUUUAUUUUGGGGAUUUGGGGAUGCACUAUGCAUGCUACAAUUGAAUUGUGCUUGUGACAGGGACCACUCUUCUAACAUCUCAUUAAGUGACAUAAUUUCUUUAGAGUGCUGCCUCAUUGUGGAGCCUUCGAUGGGAUUCAUUGAUAAAGGGUCAGGUGCUGUUAGAGACCAAAAGAGAGAUUAACACCUUUGUUUACUCUACCAAGUGAAUUUAAUAACUGCUUCCUCAUCUUUAGAAUGUUCCACCACACCCACCUCUAAUGCAACCAAAGUGUACUCAGCAAAACCAGUGAAAUCUGGUGGAAGCAAUAUCUCUCAUGGAUGAUUUCUCAACCCUGUAAUUCCAAAAUAAAAUAUUUAUCUUGUUUUCUCACUAAUGUCCUUCUGUAACCACUUCCAAAAUAACAGACUUAAAAGUACUCCACUAGAAAAGCGCUGCUGUUGGAAAUGUCUGUCUAUUCUAGACACAAUCAGAUGUUCUUGUUGGUGAGAUGAAUCAGAUGAGCUAUUUAGGGACUUAAAUGCAUUGAUUUCAAUGUAUCUCACCCUUGUAGAUCUUUUGAAGGCUUUUAUUUCAAUGUUCAGAUCUUACAUACAAGUGAGUGCUCAGUGAUAAUAUUUGUACCAUUAUAGCUUUGGAAAAAAAAAAGGACUUUUGAGCCAUAUCCUCCCAUUGAUUUUUAAAUCCUAACUAUUGACUUCAAGGAAUUUAUAGCAAGUUAAAGUCCUAAGUAUCCAGUGAGCUUCUGACAUAGAGUUUUUGCCCAAACAGCUGUGGAACAUCAGCUAAAGGAAGGUGUUAGUAAAUCAUAGCAGUUUACCAGAUUGACUUCAUUCCUGUGUUGUACUGGAAUAAACAGAGCACCCUUUAAAGCAGAAGUACAUUUGCAAAUUGCCCGAAUGAUACUAAAAAUGUGAUGCUGCUUUUCAGCAGCAUCAACUGCCAGAGACAGUAUAACAAAUGUAUUGAUUGCUCCUUAAUCUAGAGUCAUGCUCACAGUGACCACAAAAUCCCUGCAGCCUGCAAUAUUUGUAUGUUGAGACAGUUGAUAAUAAAAAGCCAAUAAGGUUUUAUUAGUAUGUAUUUUAAAGAGUCCAUAAAAAAGCAUAAUCAAGGCAGAUGAAUAAAAAGUACAUGGGAGCUGGAUUUUGAGUACUAACCUUAAAAAAGGCAGUGAAUUGUUUUUAUCAUCCAAGAAAAAUAGUACCUGUGUGAAUAUGCAAACACACAGAUGCUUUAUGUCUUCAAAAAGAUUGUAUAAAUAUUAAUUUACUUGCAGUGAUAUGAUACAUCUAGAUAAACAUAGAUGUAAAUAAUUAUGUGAGAAAAUUAGCAAAUGCUUUGCACAGCCUCACCUCCCUUUUAGGAAAGUGUUUCAGUCUAGAGAUGUGAAAGGAGGCACUGCAGCUGACCUCAGUUCUUGCAACAGUAGGUGGGGAAAGGUUAAAUCUCAGGUAUUGCAGAAGGAACCACUGGAGGUCAUUUAUUCCAACCUCCUUGCUCAAGCAGGGUCACCUAAAAACAGCCUCCCAGGAGGGGCUGUGCUCAGGUUACUGUGGAAAACCUGCCAGGGAUGGAGAUUCCUCAACCCCUCUGGGCAAUCAGUUCCAGUGCUUGGUCACCCUCACAGAGAAAGUGCUUCAUUCUUCCGUAGAAACAGUUCCUCCAAAUUUCUCCCUGUAUUUCUGAGUUGUUAAAUUAUUGUAAUUAUUUUAAUUGCAAGCAUUCCAAAGGUAGCCAUCAUUUCUUCUAGCAAAAACUCUCAGACACCAUCUCUAGGAUUUCACAGGUAUAAUAUGUUGGAAAGUUUGUAUGAGGAGAUUUGUCCUUCAAGCCAUAAAGUAUUUUUUUUAAGCCAUAGAAGCUAAUGUCUUUUUUUUGAGGUUUUUUGUACAGUCCCUGGUCCCUAGUCACAGGAUUUCUCUGUACUUUAGGAGGCUGUCACCUCAUCAGGACAUACGUGGCUAUAAAUGCAUCUACUCUACCCAGACUUUGAGAUCUUUGAGACUUGUGUUGAGUGGAAAGGAUAAUUGCAUGGCUCAUUCUGGCUUUCAAAGCUGUCAAAUGCUAUAGAGAUGUCUGGUCUGUGUUCUCCAAGGGGCAGUUCAGAUUUCCCUGGCAGGCCCUGUGCUGGGAGCAGUGAUCUGUGGCACUCACAAGUGGCACCUCUGCGUGGCUGUCCCAGCAAAACAGCUCAGUGUGGGAGAUGUCCUUUCCCUUUGUCACUUUGUUACUCAUAUCAGCAGUGUCACACCAGUCCCAGAAGAGUGAGUGAUAGGAAAAAAAUCUCGUUUCAACAUGCCUGGGACCUGAGUUUGGAAAACAGUUAGCCUUGUACUAUUAGUGUUCAAAACAAAGUAAGGUGUCGUGUUUUGGAGCUCUGAAUCUACAAAAUUUGAGAUAGGGUUUCCAGUAGCACAAGUUCAUGUCUCAAAUACAGAAGACAAACAUAUUUGUGGUCUACUACAUGUUAUUAUGAUGUUAAAAAUUGCUUGGAUAGCAAUGUAGUGAUAGUUUUGGGUGGCUUUAACCCUCUGGCUGUCUUUUCUCCCUCUAACACCAUCCUCUCCAGUCCCCUACAUUCACCUUCUCUCACAUCUUUUUGCAAUGUGAUGAUUUUUCCCAUCCCUCACCACCUUCUUUCAGCCAUUCCCACUAGUUUUCUGUCUCCAUUCUGCUUCCUUAUCACUUCUUAAGCUCCCCUUUAAUUUGCCAACCACCAAGUUAAUCCCUCUCUUUUCUCUCUCUGAUCUCAGUCAUGCCUUUUGUUCCCCAUUCAGUUCUCAACUCACCUCCCUCAAGUUUAAAUUAUUACUCCUGGAACAGCUGACCAUAAUAAAGAGCUGAAAGUGGUGGAAAAGUCCUGCUCAGAUCCAGAUGGAUAAAGUGUGAGGAGACAUCAUCUGUUAAAUUCAAAGUAUUCACUUCUGAGUACAUGUAAGCAGCAGGUUUUCAGUUUUAGCUUGACUGAAUGGAAACAGAUUUUUUUCCUAUCUUCUUUCUCUCUAAUGUCUGGACCAGGAAAUUCCCUCAAAAGUAGCAGUGUAGGAAGGUGAUAAUCUUGAAAGUUUUGAAAUAAACCUUUGAUGUUUAUUUGAAUCCAAUUCUGAAGUUAGAUGAAUAAGAAAUUAUAGACAAAGAAUCAGAAUUGCUAUUACCUGUCCACAAAAUAAAACAGGCAGUAUCUAAGCAAAGAAUUUCUCUGAUCUUGCAGGAGCAAUCCAGCAUUCUCUCCAUGUUGGCUACAAACCAAACUUCUGUGUGUAAUUCUGCUGUCCUACAGUGUUUUACAUUAUUAAAGAUGGCAAGGACUAAAGGCACAUGCACAAACCUGUGCUUGAACAUGCACAUUUGAGCCUGGGAAUAAUGAAUACUCAUUUGGGAAGCAAAGGCUUUAAAAAUAUCUAAAUUAGACUGCAUGUUUACUAAAACUAUGGUGCUGUUAAGCCUCUGUUUUUUUCCUAAUUAUAAUCCCACUGCUGCUGGUUAUUUCUACUGUUGCUCAUACACACUUGUCAUAACUGGAGAAAAUGUACACCUGCAUGGAUUUGCAAAAAGGAUUAUGUUGCCCCUCAGUCUUACUGACCUUACUGGACUGUUUUUUCCAACAGGGUUGACUUUACCAUAAUCACUUACCAGGGUUCCACAGAACCAAGGUCAGCAGAAUUUGGCCACUAUUAAUGGAUUUUCCACACAAGAUUUGGUAUAAGAAGAUCAAUUAUUUCUGUUUAGUCUAUUUUCUUUAAUCUCUCAACAUAGAUUAUUACAAGCAAGAAUGUAUUACUUUUUUUUUUUUUGAUUGGGAGGAGACUCUUGGUUAACAUUAAGUAAGCCCACAGGGCAGAAGAUGAAUGUGUAUGUACAAGUGAUAUAAUCUAGAAUUAACUUUAUACCUAUUAUGAAUGUUGGAUUAAUGCAGUCAUACUUUUAUAAAUUUCACGGGUUGGAGUUAAUACAAGGGCUUAAUUUAGGAAAUUUAAUCAGAAUAAAGGUGUGGAACAACAGUUUUGCUGUGUAAAUGUAGUGUAUGCUUCCUCAUAUGCCUAAUCUAAAAAAAAAAAUAGGGCUUUAUCUAAGAGGCUUCUCUUUGAUUCAUUUUCCAGCAAGCCUUUGAAAAUGAAGUCUUGGUCUUUAUUUUUCUUUUAAAUGUGUGCUGCCUUUAAUGUUUAUGGAGCACUUCUCAAGUGUUCAGACAAUGUAACACCACCUCGUGUGAUCAGCCCUGGAUUAUUCGAUGGGAUUGAGUGGAAUUUCAAAGCAUGGUCUUUGGAAGAAGGUCCUUUCCUGACUGUUGUUGUAUCUGCUAUUAUGUACUAGAGUAGUUGCCUUCACCAUGCAGAGCUGUAGGUGUGCAGUGUGAUGCUUUGAGGCACUAAUUGAAGAGAAUUUUUAUUUUUUCAGUUGCUUCUCAGAUACCUGCUAAUUUUCUCCCAUUUGAGGCUGUACUCCCCUGACCAUGCUGGUGACAGAGCAAUGCAAUACCAAGUGCUCUUAGCACAGGUAUGUGGCAUGCUGAGGGUUUGAGCUCUCAGUGCAUUUCCAGUUUUUAAUUAAUGUCCCUUGUAGCCCCACUUUGCUUUCGUGUAGCUCAGUCCUGAUUCCAGUGUGAGUGACCUCAACAGGAGGUGGACAGGUCUGACUUUUUGGUGAACUUGCUACAGAAACUGCUGAUGCCCCUAUCCUUAAAAAAGUAAAUAAAAUACUUCCCAAACAUUUGGUGUUUUCAGCCUGUACACUGAGGAUUCUGAAACAGUUUUGGAUACUGCUUGUUUUUUUUUGGUGCAGUCUCACUUCAUGUUCUCAGCAGCUGAAACAUCUUGUUGUGUAUGAACCCACUAGAGGGGAAAUAAGAAAAUCCUUAAUAUUUUAUACUUAGAACAAAUAAGAUUAACACAAAUUCCCUGUGUUUUCCAUUUGCAGUUUACAUGAGUUAAUAUCCAACAUACUCUUACCACGCAUGCUGUGAUUUGGUAUUCUGAGACAAAUAGAAAAUGAAUGUGAUUCCCUAUCCAGAGGAGCUGUACUGAAUUCAGUGAACAUUUCACAUCCAAGCAUCUUAACUGCUUGCAUACAGUGUGAGCAAGCACAAGUUAAGAUACUUGAAACAGAUACUUUUGGAGGUUUUAGCAAGGUGUGGAAAAUAAUAUUCUUGUGUGUAAGGGCAGCUUUUAGCAUUGCAUUCAUGCCCAGGUGUGUGGUAAUGUAUUGUGAGUCCUCAUUGCUGUGGCUGUGAGAUUAUUGCUCAGGUGCUGUUAUCAGUGGCCGUGCUGGUCUCAACACAAACUGGUUCUUUUUUUUGUCAGUAGCACCUUGCAGAGUUUACCUACUCAGAUGGAAUUUGCAAGUAUUUCUGCCUUUUGUAUGCAAAAGAGCAGCUGUCAAGUUGUGUUACCUUUAUCAAGCCUUGACACAGAAUUUGAGAUGCCUGAGUGAGGACUCUGUCAUUCCAUCCACUUCUACAUUUUCACGUAGUAAAAUCACGUUGCCAAAAAUGAUAGCUAGUCAAUGCAGAAUAUUAAGUAACUACUUUUUUUUUUUUUUUGACCAUGAAAUAAUAUAAACUUGAUGCAGUGAUUUCUGGAAACCAAUAAAUAUCAUGUUAUGUGGAAAUGUGCAAUGAAAGGUUGAUUUUAUAACAUUUUAUAGAAUGUUGAGUCUGAAUAAAACAGCUUAUUUGCAAAAUUAGUUUACUUUGUAUCAAUUUGUGUUUUUAUAACAUAGUGCAAUAAAAAGAGAAUGUUGGCCAUUAAUGUAAGUAGAUUCUACAUACUUUGAUUAAGAAGUGCAUUUUAUUUGUUUGUGCUCUGAAUAUGAUUUUUGGAGUUUCUGAGAGUGUUUGUACAGAAGGCACUGUGGGCUGGAAUUCAAUAAGAGGCAUUUUGUGAAAGCAGAGUGAGUUAGACAAUGGUUUUUUGCAUAGUUAUAUUGUUGUCAGAAAUUAAACUGGAAUAUGAAGAUGUGUAUAAUGUACAUUGCACUGAAUGGUUUAGAAUUAUAUUCAUUUGCUUUUUUGUUUGCUUUUCU
Messenger RNA from Motacilla alba alba, 15812 nucleotides. RefSeq names its product N-acetylated alpha-linked acidic dipeptidase like 2 (gene NAALADL2). The record is from RefSeq and is a predicted model, not a curated record. Lineage: Eukaryota; Metazoa; Chordata; Aves; Passeriformes; Motacillidae. The transcript has 14 exons. Bases 5548 to 7881 code for a protein of 777 amino acids.